CCAACGUCCACUCCCGGCAACUGCACUGCGCUCGCUGCGCUCGCUGCCAUGGACAAGUCUUUCCCUGCUGCUGUAGCACUGGGUGCUGCCGCUGGUGCACUGGCAGGCGUCGGUCUGGUGCUUUGGCAAACGAAGAAACCAACGAAGAAGCCAGUGGACCCCAGUGUGAUGAACAGACUACGUCAGUCCUUGGUGGUGCCAGUGGUGACCGUGCAGGACGCCUCGCAAGCGGCUGCCAUGGUGCAAGCGCUGGUGGAAGGUGGCCUCACUUGUGUUGAGGUGGUUUUCCGCACCGCUUGCGCGGAGGAGGCAGUAAGACGCAUGGUGGAGGCAGAGCCACGAGCGCUGGUGGGUGCGGGGACGAUCCUAACGCCGCAACAAGCCGAGCGCGCCGUUCAGGCGGGUGCACGCUUCAUCGUGUCUCCUGGCUUGAACCCAGAGGUGGUGCACUGGUGCCACGCCCAUGGCGUCGUCGUGAUCCCUGGGGUCGCGACCCCCACCGAGGUGGAAACGGCGAUGCGCCUGGGUUUGGAGGUGCUGAAGUUCUUCCCGGCCGAGGCAAAUGGUGGGGUGGCCGCGCUGAAAGCCAUUGGCGGGCCAUAUUCCAAGCUCACCUUCAUGCCCACAGGAGGUGUGAACGAGAGCAACCUAGAGAAGUACCUAAGCCUUCCACAAGUGGCUUGCUGCGGAGGCAGCUGGAUGCUUCCGCAGGACGUGGUGGCACAGGGCGACUGGCGCAAGAUCAAGUCCUUUGCGCAAGAGGCUUUCCAGUUGGCACAGUCCAUCAAGAGGAAGGGCAAGUGAGAGCGCGGAGUCGGAUUUCAGACGCCAAACGGCGCAGACCAGGAUCUUCUUGGCCAAGCGACCAGGGAGUUUUCUCUUCCACAAACGGAUCUCUUGCAAG
This is a messenger RNA of Durusdinium trenchii, 904 nucleotides long. NCBI's taxonomy places the organism in Eukaryota, Dinophyceae, Suessiales, Symbiodiniaceae. The record is from the annotation of a GenBank genome assembly.